AUGUGUUAUGUGGGCAAAGCAACAAAGAUCUUUAUUUUUGUAGUGACAGUUCUCAUCGUUCUUGGUCUUACAUUGGGAUUCGGGCUCUUUCGCCACAAAUCUCAUAAAUGCUCUGGUGAUUCUUGCCACUCUUCGCCACCCAUUACUUUUCCUAACCCAAAUACUCCUGUUAAUCCAUCGCCACCGGAUUCUAACCCUUUUUAUACCGAUACUCAGCCUACCCCUCCUGGCUCCAAUCCAACUUCUCCUCCUCCUCCUCCUCCACCUGAUCCUACUCUUGCUCCUCCUCCGCCAGCACCAUUGGUAUUGUCUCCGCCUCCGCCGCCAAUUGGGCCUUCUAUAACAGGGUCGCCACCGCCGUCGUACAGUCCACCGAGUAAUACGGUGUUGGUGACUCCGGGUCCUGUGCAUGCUUAG
Messenger RNA from Manihot esculenta (cassava), 417 nucleotides. Its product is annotated as extensin. The transcript has a single exon. The coding region runs from base 1 to 417 and encodes 138 amino acids. NCBI's taxonomy places the organism in Eukaryota, Viridiplantae, Streptophyta, Magnoliopsida, Malpighiales, Euphorbiaceae. The record is from RefSeq and is a predicted model, not a curated record.